Messenger RNA from Xyrauchen texanus (razorback sucker), 1209 nucleotides. Its product is annotated as actin-related protein 2/3 complex subunit 4-like. Gene Ontology annotation, molecular function: actin filament binding. NCBI's taxonomy places the organism in Eukaryota, Metazoa, Chordata, Actinopteri, Cypriniformes, Catostomidae. Gene Ontology annotation, biological process: Arp2/3 complex-mediated actin nucleation; actin filament polymerization. The record is from RefSeq and is a predicted model, not a curated record. Gene Ontology annotation, cellular component: actin cytoskeleton; Arp2/3 protein complex. The coding region runs from base 99 to 605 and encodes 168 amino acids. The transcript has 6 exons.
GUAUAUUAUAGCAGUAUGAGAGCGCAGUGAAGGCGUGUUUCACAUCUCUACAGGCGUGGCGUGCGGACUUCCGUCUUCCUCCACAGACCUCGUAUAAAAUGACAGCGACAUUGCGACCCUACCUGAACGCAGUGCGCGCCACUCUUCAAGCAGCUCUGUGUCUGGAGAACUUCUCCUCUCAGGUGGUGGAGAGACACAAUAAGCCAGAGGUGGAGGUCAGGAGCAGCAAAGAGCUUCUGUUGCAGCCGGUGGUCGUAAGCCGUAAUGAGAAAGAGAAGGUUCUGAUCGAGGGCUCCAUAAACUCUGUGAGAGUCAGCAUUGCUGUCAAACAGGCUGAUGAAAUUGAGAAGAUCCUGUGCCAUAAAUUUAUGAGGUUCAUGAUGAUGCGAGCUGAGAACUUCUUUAUCCUGCGGAGGAAAGCUGUUGAGGGCUAUGACAUCAGCUUCCUCAUCACCAACUUCCACACAGAACAGAUGUAUAAACACAAGCUGGUGGACUUUGUUAUCCAUUUCAUGGAGGAGAUCGAUAAGGAGAUCAGCGAGAUGAAGCUGUCCGUCAAUGCUCGGGCCCGAAUUGUCGCAGAGGAAUUCCUCAAGAAUUUCUGAGGAUCCUUUCUACAUUCCUAAUAAACAUCAGAGUUGUUGUGUUGGUUCUUGUGGACAAAAACAUUCAAAGUUUUUAAAAUUGCAACAGAGCAAAGGGGGAAGUAUACAUCAGUUUCCAACCAAUCAGCUAGGAGAUCCACAGGAACAACUGACCAAUCCUGCAGCACCAUAUGCAGUCCCCUUUGCCUUUUCUUCAAGUUGCUCCCUGUGCCCAUUGAUAUUAACAAUUUUACAUUUAGUCAAGAAUUUAUUACUCUAGUUUUCUGUUUAGGGAAUAAAUAAAAAAAUAAAAAAACACAAGGUCAAGGCAGGUCCUUAAAUGUACUACCUGUAAUUAAUAUUGAUGGGCACAGGAAUCUUGUUGAUUGACUGUAGUCUACAGUUUUUUUUCUCUUUGUCUUUUAUAUAUUCAUGAACUCGUGUUCAUUUUUGUUACGAUGAACAUUUUUUAAACCAUUGUUAAAGACAUCAUGAGAGAAAAAGAAUAAUAAUAAAAAAUAGGUGUUUAUAUUUUGGCACAGCUAAACUCCAAUGAUAAUAACUAUACAGAAAAAAUGCAUAUAGAUAAUAAUAAAUCCAAUAAAAAUAUAUUAAGCUUUCUGUA